This is a messenger RNA of Scomber scombrus (Atlantic mackerel), 4468 nucleotides long. It is a transcript of the gene atxn7l3a, whose product is annotated as ataxin 7 like 3a. The coding region runs from base 310 to 1428 and encodes 372 amino acids. Gene Ontology annotation, molecular function: transcription coactivator activity. Lineage: Eukaryota; Metazoa; Chordata; Actinopteri; Scombriformes; Scombridae. The record is from RefSeq and is a predicted model, not a curated record. Gene Ontology annotation, cellular component: SAGA complex; DUBm complex. The transcript has 14 exons. Gene Ontology annotation, biological process: regulation of transcription by RNA polymerase II; positive regulation of DNA-templated transcription.
UCCGCUGUGUCGAGCGGGGUUUUGUAGCGUUAAUUUACACUUCUGCGACAACAACAAAAAGAAAAACACUUGCAACGUGAAUCCAGUGUUGUUCCUGUCUUUAUUAAUGAUGGAUGUGACUGAAGCUCCAGUUUCCUGUUGAUGUGUUUCUCUUUGUGAGCUGUGAUGUUGCCUCCCUCACAGAAACUGGCUCAGGCUGAGUUUGCGGUAUGACAGGAAUGAAGAGAGAUGUGCAACAAGUGUUCAUAGCUAUUUUCAAAGUCAGCAUCUCGUUACCUUACUGUCAAGAUUUCUCCUACAGAUUUUCAAAUGAAAAUGGAGGAUAUGCCCCUGUCAGGCCCAGACAACACCAGGCUGGAGGCCAUGGUCCAUGACAUCUAUUCUGAACUGGUGGAAGAUGCCUGUUUGGGCCUGUGUUUUGAGGUGCAUCGUGCUGUGAAACAGGGCUAUUUCUUCUUGGAUGAAACAGACCAAGAGAGCAUGAAGGAGUUUGAAAUUGUGGACCAACCAGGAGUUGACAUAUUCGGGCAGGUGUACAAUCAGUGGAAGAACAAAGAGUGCGAAUGCCCCAACUGCAAAAGACUGAUAGCGGCUUCUCGCUUCGCACCGCACUUGGAGAAAUGUCUCGGCAUGGGACGCAACAGCAGUCGCAUUGCCAACCGCAGGCUAGCCAGCAAUAAUAACAUGAGCAAAUCAGAGAGCGAUCAGGAGGACAAUGAUGACCUCAACGAUAACGACUGGUCAUAUGGAGCAGAGAAAAAAUCCAAGAAGAGAAAGUCAGAUAAGAAUCAAAAUUCACCAAGAAGAUCCAAAUCUCUUAAACAUAAAAAUGGUGAGCUUGGGGGCAGCGUCAGUUCGGAGCCUUAUAAGUACAACUACAACACUGGCAUCAGCUAUGAAACAUUAGGCCCUGAUGAAGUCAGAUCCCUUUUGACAACGCAAUGUGGGGUGAUCUCAGAGCACACCAAGAAGAUGUGUACCAGGUCUCAGCGGUGUCCCCAGCACACGGACGAACAGAGGAGGGCCGUCAGGGUGUUCCUCCUGGGGCCGUCCGCGCCGUCACUGCCUGACGCAGACGCUGUGGUGGAGAGCGACAGCUUUGACAUUCCAGAUGGGCAGACCCUGAUGAGCCGCCUGCAGUGGGAAGACUCCCCAGAUAUUUCCCCCACUGACUCUGCCUCAUCGAAAGCCAGCACCAACCACUCAGAUUCUAGGAAGCCCAAGAAAAAGAAGAGGACCUCUCUCGGUUUGAACAGCGCAGGAGGAGGUGGUGGUGUAGGAGGAAGUGGAUGUCUGACCGGAGGCGGUGUCGGCGUCGGCGGCAGCAGCAGCAGCAGCUCUCAGAGUAAUAUCAGCUUAUCGACCAAAAAAAAGAGGCCCAAACUCUCAGCACCUUCUAUUUCGAGUAUCUACGACGAUUUAAACUAGCGCAAUCCCUCUUUUUUUGUCUGACCAGCUCUUGCCUCUUCUUCAUCCACUCCCUCCGUUCACACAUGCAUCUAUUUGCAGGUCUGAACAGGUUUGGGAUUAAACUUGAUUUAGUAGUCUUUCAGCCUUUAACGAGUAAGGCAUCUCUAUUUUAAUGAUUCUUUUUCUGGAUUAAGAACAGUGUUGUAAACAAUUGUGGCCAGUCACAGAGUCCAAUCAAUAUCUGCAGACAUAUUGACCCGAAACCAUAAUAUUAUAUCCUUCAAUUCUGGUAAUUUUGGACAUUUAGGUCAACGCGACUUGAUGCAUUUAGACAGUAUUUUUCGUAGUCUGUUGAGUAAGUGACUGGCUGCAGGCUCCAAUUGUAAAUCAGAAAGUGUGUCCUCAUCCAAAUUAAAUCACUAUGGCUAAGCAUAUGUAGACACCUACGAAAAUACGCCCAUUCAUUUUGCAACCUUGCUGCACUGUGGUCGACCACUGAUGUUGGGCAAUAAAAUCUUUGAUGGGGUUGAAGCCAGUCGAGAUCUUUAAACCUGAGAAACUGUUUCUUUAUGGAUAUGGCUGUACGCAUGGAGCAUUGACAUAUUGAACCAGGAAAUAACCUUGCCCCAAAGUUUCCAUUUAACUAUCAUCGUAUGUUGCAGCAUUUAGAUUUACAUGGGGUGUCCACAUAUAUUUGGCUAUAUAGUGUAAGCAGCUCGAAGAUUCAGCUCCAUACAACAUUAUCACUGCAGUCUAUCUCCCUGAUGCACUUUUUUCUGAAUGCCUAAUUAAAAGUAAUCUCUACUGUGUUUUUGGUGGGAAAAAAUAACUAUAGAAGGCUUAAGACACCAUAAUUAGAGGUCUUAAUUUGUCCACUUUUAUUUGAAAGUGUAAGGCACGGAGAAUAAAUCACUUUCAAACAGUAUUUUAAAAAAAAAGAAAAAAAAAAGUCUUAAACUCUCAAAUGUGGCUUUGUGAAACCUUGAGGUGUUUGGAACCUCGUGACCUGUCCCUCCUUUUUUAGACUCGGUGAUCACUCUUCAGCUCGGCGUGAGGAGACGGCCGCUUUCAAUUUAACACUUGACACACGUAUACUGGAGUACUCAUCAGUGGCUCUUUAAUUCUUGCAUUGUAUUGCACUGUGUGUGUGUGUGUGUGUGUGUGUGUGUGUGUAUCUUAAGUAUGCUGACUUGCAUUGAGUGUCAGUUUUUUCGUGUUGUGAGUGUGUGCGUGUGUGUGUGUGUGGUUAGAGGGCCUGCUUGUGUGUGUGUGUGUGUGUGUAAUCAUUUAUAUUUUCACAAAUCUAUGCAUCCUAGAAUGUGACAUUUUUGUGAAAGUAAGCGUGCCAUUUUAAAUAUUCAACUUUUUUUUUGUUUACAUCGACAAUAUAUUUAAGUUUAUAUUUUUCACUGCCUGUGAAGUGAUGUGUAUAUUAUUUGUGUGUGUGUGUGUGUGUGUGUUUGUAAAUGCAGAUUUUUGAUAUUUGCUGAGCCAGUGGGCUUUUAUGGGGGCACAUGUACAGUACAUGUAUGUAUGUGUGUGUGUGUGUGUGUGUGUGUGUGUAGGUAUGUAUGUAUGACGUGUGAGAUAGAAAAUUAAUCAUGAAUCCAACGCAGCUUUCUUUUCUCUUUAGUACCAAACACGUCUGGUGUGUAUUUUCACUCAGUUUCUGCUUAUAGAUCACAUUAACAAGCAGAUCAGUGCUGCAGUUCCUGCUUGUCAUUCAUGAACAUGAGUGAUGAGUCUGCAUCUUGUAAGCCUAUAACCAACAAUGUCUAAUGUAAAAGUUGUAAGAUAGAGUAUUUUACAUGCUUUAGAUCAGAUGCACUAUUUCACUCGAUCUUGUACUUGCCACUUUUCACAGUUGAUGUCUUAGAAAAGCUUUUUUUUUUCUUUCUUUGUCAGUUUCUUUCUGAUAAAUUGGCUUUUUAAACCAAAAGAUUGAUUGUUGCUGUUAUUAUUGUAGAGUCAUAACUGCAUAGUAAACUACAAGGGUGUUGUUUAUUUUUAUUCUAUUUAUGUACAUCAGGACAUUGAUGUAAAACAAGGGUCUGUAUAAAAUAUUUUUAGGGGGGGGUGGGUGCUCUUAACUUUUUGGGGGAGAAAGAAAUCUUUUUACUUUUUCUCAUCCUAGAUAAUAUUUGAUUAGAUAUUUAUUUAAAAAAAGAUCAAACAGUUACACCUAAAGUAACCUAAAGUGUCUGGAUACACUCAUACUACUUGUAUAUAUGAUCAGUUCUUUGUUGGUUUGGCUCUGCAAAUGAGAUUUUUUAAAUGUAAAAAUAUAGAAUAUUUCCAGCCUUAUUCUUUAGUAUCAUCAAAUCAAAUGUAUAUUUGUGGUGGGGUUAAAAUGUCUAUCCGCACCUACAGAGCUUUGGCCUGUGCUCAGUACUGAAUAUUCUCUAUUUGUUUAUGUUUGUCUUUAAUAUUUAAUCACAAGAUAUAAGGGGAUGGGUGUACCUUUUUAUCUGUCAAUGCGAGGCUCCAAUGAAAGUAUUAAUACUUCAGAGGAGGGCUUUGUUUUCUUGUUUUAUUUUUAAAAAUGAAAUAAACAUAAGAUGCCCUCUCCCCACUAAAAUAAUUUUUGUACAGUCCCUUAAGUCAAGCGCUUUCAGUUCACUUCUCUUUAACAAUCUAUCGAAGCCUGAUUUGAUUUCUUUGUAUGGUUAACUUUUUCUCACAUCUGUUUCUGUCGAGGUCCGUACUAAAAAAAAAAAAAAGACUGUGUCCUUUUAAAUCUUUUUUGGUAAAGUCUUGUGAUGUGCACUAUAAGAUAAAACAAAACUGUUCUUACAAAUACUUUGGUAGAUAUAAAUUGAUUUUGCAGCCAUAUUUUGUGAAUGAAGCUAACAGCUGAUGUUCUCUUGUGGCUCCUUUGUGUAUCUGUGCAGAGUGCAAUGACAGAGGGUCAUUGUGUGAGUUUGCAAUAUUUUUCUUUUUUUUUCUCCACACAUAAAGCACAAGUCAGUGCAUGUGUGAAUGAACAUAAUGUGAUGUUAUUUUUUCCUCAUUGCCAUGCAUACUGAUGUUUGUAUAUAAAUAAAAGACAUUCCACCCA